Cryptomeria japonica (Japanese cedar) is the source of this 1503-nucleotide messenger RNA. RefSeq lists its product as uncharacterized. Gene Ontology annotation, molecular function: protein binding. The coding region runs from base 291 to 941 and encodes 216 amino acids. The transcript is spliced from 2 exons. The record is from RefSeq and is a predicted model, not a curated record. Lineage: Eukaryota; Viridiplantae; Streptophyta; Pinopsida; Cupressales; Cupressaceae.
CACCUCAGAGAGAGAAUGGCUUCCAGAAACAACCUAACAAUUCAAGGUUGAGAGAAUGAGAAUCUGCUGCAAUAGCAUUAUCAGUGAAGAGGAAGAGGGGAUGUUUUUCAAAGAAAUUUAAGUAAGCUGCCUUAUACCAACUGGCUCACACUUGGUAUUAGGUCAUAGAAGAUACAUAUGGCUAGGGUAAGGUAGGUAUUGGCAGCAUAGAAGAAAGGUGAUUCUGAAUAAGUGGACUUUAUACCAGUUGGCUUAUCCUUAAAAUUGGAUCAAGCAAGUGUAUAUAGGCCAUGGAUGAGACUAAGGAGAAAGGUGAGAGUUCUUCAAUUCGUUCUACACUUAGAAUCUGUUCAUGCAGGGAGGAUGGGUCCAACAAACAAUUAAAAGUCAGGGAAGAAACAUUUUUUGUGGGUCAUACAGAGGACAUCUGGAACAUAAUAUUUUGCAAACUUCCUCUUCCUACUCUGUUCCAACUUCAAAUAGUUUGUACUUCAUGGCAAACUAUUAUUUCUAGCUCUGUUCACUUUCACAAUCUGUGGGACAAGAGCAAUAUGCAAAUGUGGUUGAUGAUGGAUCUUCGUGAUGAAACAAGGGAGUGUUCUAAUGGGCUUGCACUCUUUGAUGUCAGUAGAAGGCUUUGGUACAAGAAGAUGUUUAAUGAUGAGUGGAGCUGCAGUAACUCAGAAUGGUUUCUGAGAGCUGGAGAUGGGGGCCUCUUGGUUUAUACGUGUAGGAAAAAAGGAACCCUUCGAGUGAUCAAUCCACUGACUAUGCAGUUCCAUUGUCUUGAGGAUGCAGUACUGACAAGAAAAGGUAGGAUUUCGUUCUACAUGAAAAAAUAUCACGAUGAUGUGGCUGUAUACUUCAAGUUUGAUCCGGAAGGAAACACUUAUCAGACAGCAAUACCAAGUUUCUUUAUAUUUCGGGGUUGCAACGUGUAAUGCAUCAGAACUUGGGAAUUGUUAUGUGCAAGGGUAGGAUGAUAAUGGUUUGUAAAGGUGAACCAGUAGAACUUCCCCCGUACACACAUACUCUGAUAUUUUAUGAGUUCGAUGAGAAUGGCUUGCAGUGGAGACCUAAAUAUGAAGCAGUUGUAUCACCCAAAAAUUUAACUCAGGCGAUUUGUGUUGGGGGGGAUUAUAUUUGGGUAACUGAGGAAAAUGAGGGCUAUGUGGAGUAUAUAAUUUGUAUAGAUAUAGAUACUGGGGAGCUGAAUAUAUGGCCAGCAGGAUGGGAGUACAAUGGAAGAGACUGUCUAUCCUCGCGAUUAAGCUUUCGCCCAUGCUCUUAGAUUUCUGAGAUCUGGUCUUCAGUUGAAACCACUCUUCUUAGUCUUCUGUUGAUUACAUUUCUGUUGCUUCAUCAAUGAAGGGUUUUAGGGUUUUAAAAGAGUUUAGGAUUCUGAACUUAUCAAGUUCUGUUAAUUUCCAGAGUAAAGAAUAUAUUUCUUUACUUUUCUUUUAUGUUUUUACUAUGUUUCCAAUCUUUACAAACAAAAUCUGA